Cercocebus atys (sooty mangabey) is the source of this 1648-nucleotide messenger RNA. Its product is annotated as galectin-9-like. The record is from RefSeq and is a predicted model, not a curated record. Gene Ontology annotation, molecular function: galactoside binding; carbohydrate binding. Gene Ontology annotation, cellular component: cytosol; nucleus. Lineage: Eukaryota; Metazoa; Chordata; Mammalia; Primates; Cercopithecidae. The transcript is spliced from 7 exons. Bases 78 to 1061 code for a protein of 327 amino acids. Gene Ontology annotation, biological process: negative regulation of CD4-positive, alpha-beta T cell proliferation; positive regulation of gene expression; negative regulation of type II interferon production.
UUUGUUAAGUCAUUUCCUCUGCAAAGGACUUCCUGGCAGGUGUGAAAGGCAGCGGUGGCCACAGAGGCGGUGGAGAGAUGGCCUUCAGCGGUUCCCAGGCUCCCUACCUGAGCCCAGCCAUCCCCUUUUCUGGAACUAUCCAAGGAGGUCUCCAGGACGGACUUCAGAUCACUGUCAAUGGGACUGUUCUCAGCUCCCAACCGUUUGCUUUUCCUGGGCCUAGGUUUGCUGUGAACUUUCAGACCGGCUUCAGUGGAAACGACAUUGCCUUCCACUUCAACCCUCGGUUUGAAGACGGAGGGUACGUGGUGUGCAACACAAGGCAGAAUGGAAGCUGGGGGCCUGAGGAGAGGAAGAUGCACAUGCCCCUCCAGAAGGGGAUGCCCUUUGACCUCUGCUUCCUGGUGCAGAGCUCGGAUUUCAAGGUGAGCAGGAACCCCCUCCCCACCUCUCACCCCCGGGACCCUCAGCCCUAUCAGGUGAAUGGCUUUGUCGCUGGAGCACUGGAAAGUUUUCCUUUGGCUUUUACGGAACCAAGUAAAGCUGUCACGGGCUUCUUCUCAGCUGACAGCCCAGAUUCAUGGGAACUGGUACAGUCCUCCCCUUCCAUGUGGCGGCUGCCCUGGCUGCCACUGGCUGCUCUGUCCCCCUUCUUCCCACAGCCAAUGCCUUUUGUCACCACCAUUCCGGGAGGACUGUAUCCAUCCAAGUCCAUCAUCCUGUCGGGCACUGUCCUGCCCAGUGCUCAGAGGUUCCACAUCAACCUGUGCUCUGGGAGCCACAUCGCCUUCCACCUGAACCCCCGUUUUGAUGAGAACGCUGUGGUCCGCAACACCCAGAUCAACAACUGUUGGGGGUCUGAGGAGCGAAGUCUGCCCCGAAAAAUGCCCUUCGUCCGAGGCCAGAGCUUCUCGGUGUGGAUCUUGUGUGAUGCGCACUGCCUCAAGGUGGCCGUGGAUGGUCAGCACCUGUUUGAAUAUUACCAUCGCCUGAGGAACCUGCCCGCCAUCAACAAACUGGAAGUGGGGGGCGACAUCCAGCUGACCCACGUGCAGACAUAGGCGGCUCCCUGGCCCUGGGGCCGGGGCUGCGGUGGGGGGCAGUCUGGGUCUUCUCAUCAUCCCCACAUCCCAGGCCCAGCCUUUCCAACCCUCCCUGGGAUCUGGGCUUUAAUGCAGAGGCCAUGCCCUUGUCUGGUCCUACUUCUGGCUACAGCCACCCUGGAACGGAGAAGGCAGCUGACCAGGAUUGCCUUCCUCAGCCGCGGCAGCACCUGGGGCUCCAGCUGCCCAAAUCCUACCAUCCCAGGAGGCGGGCACAGCCAGGGAGAGGGAGGAGUGGGCAGUGAAGAUGAAGGCCCACGCUCAGUCCCCUCCCAUCCCCCAUGCGGCUCCACCCCAGUCCCAAGCCACCAGCUGUCCACUCCUGGUGGGAGGUGGCCUCCUCAGCCCCUCCUCUCUGACCUUUAACCUCACUCUCACCUUGCACCCUGCACCAACCCUUCACCCCCUCCUGGAAAGCAGGCCCGAUGGCAUCCCACUGGCCUCCACCAACUGACCGGAGUUCAGGGGACUGGACUCUUCAGGGGACUGGCUCCUUUCCCAGUGUCCUUAAAAUAAAGAAAUGAAAAUGCUUGUUGGCACAUUCA